This is a messenger RNA of Anisakis simplex (herring worm), 1137 nucleotides long. Lineage: Eukaryota; Metazoa; Nematoda; Chromadorea; Rhabditida; Anisakidae. The record is from the annotation of a GenBank genome assembly.
AUGGAUGCAUCGUCUCUCCUCAAAUGGCUGUCGUCUUUCCUUGGAUGGCUAUGGUCUAUGCUUAUAUGGCCAAUUUGGACUGGAGACAACAAAAUGGCCAAGCAUCUGCAAAUUCCUAAAGGUCAGCUCGAGUUCGGUGAGUGUGUGGGUGAGGGUGGCUUUGGGCAAGUUUUCCGCGGAAAGUGGAAAACAAAAGAAGGAGAAAAAACAGUGGCGAUGAAACGAGUCACCAAAUUCGAAAAAGAGGUGAAAAUAUUAUCCGAAUUUGACCACCCGAAUGUAAUCCAGUUCUACGGCGUUUCAGAAGACCAUCUUGGAUACAUUAUUGUGACAGAAUACGCCGAAGGUGGUUCCUUAUACGAUCACCUUCACAAUGGGGACAAUACAAGCAUCGAUUUCAAGCAAAUUAUCACUUGGGCCCUGGAGAUAGCGCGUGGAGUGGAGUAUUUGCAUUAUGAUGCUCCCGUAAAAACAAUUCAUCGUGAUUUAAAAUCAAAAAAUGUUGUGCUGACUAGUGAACGCGUCUGCAAAUUAUGCGAUUUCGGAGCAUCAAAGAAUUCGGUUCACUCGGUCACAUCAACAUCGUUAAAUGGUACAAUUCCGUGGAUGAGCCCGGAACAGAUCAAAAGGGAUAGAAUAUCCACAGCAACAGACGUGUGGAGCUAUGGAGUGAUCUUAUGGGAAAUGAUCACGCGAAAAAUGCCCUAUAAAGGUUUACCUGAGUUAACAGUAUUCGGUUCGAUUGCAAACAAUGGUUCAACUCUGGUGAUACCAGAAGAUUGCCCGGCCGCUUUCAAACGUUUGAUGCAGAACUGCUGGAUAAUGGAGCCAGAAAAUCGCUACAAUAUGCGUCAAGUAAUCUCGGCGCUCAAUGAUAUGCAAAUGGAGAUGCAACCCGAGACAAUGUUGCGCAACGAGCUGCAGAAAAUGCGUGAUGAGCUGCAGAAAACGAUGCGUGAUGAGCUGCGAAAGACCCGCGAAGAAAUGAAGCAGAAUUUAUUCGGAGCGAUUGCUCUGAUGAGAACACUCGGUGAAUGCGUGAGUGAUGAAGACCUGACUAGAGCGUUGCGUUUAACUGGUAACGAUCCAUCGAUGGUACUAGUUUAUGAUGCGAUAAAGUGCAGAAAGAGGUAUUAA